Zingiber officinale is the source of this 3771-nucleotide messenger RNA. RefSeq lists its product as uncharacterized. NCBI's taxonomy places the organism in Eukaryota, Viridiplantae, Streptophyta, Magnoliopsida, Zingiberales, Zingiberaceae. The transcript is spliced from 5 exons. Gene Ontology annotation, molecular function: RNA-DNA hybrid ribonuclease activity; nucleic acid binding. The coding region runs from base 1 to 3771 and encodes 1256 amino acids. Gene Ontology annotation, biological process: DNA integration. The record is from RefSeq and is a predicted model, not a curated record.
AUGGAACAACAGCAGCGAAUGCUAGCCGAUCGACCGGCACAGGAGCCGACCAUCUCAGGAUCUGGCCAGCCUGCAGAUCCUGGUCGCGGAGUUGAACCCAUAGCCCACCCGGACGUGGGUAAGAGAUCAGACACGACCGGGCCAGCACCAAACGCGCCAAUCCCUUUUCACCGAGCAUUGUUUAGGACGCCCUUAGAGGAAGGAGGCAGAGCCCGCCGAGACCGAGGUUCCUCGUCAGAUGAGGCACCCGAAAGGGAUGCGAGGAAGGGAAAAGCGCCACGAGACGGAGACUCGCCCGAACGGAUCAACGACCAGUUCUCGCGAGGAAUCAUGGAGGAUCCCUUACCUCGCCACUACACCCCAUUGGCGAUUGGGGAGUACAAUGGGAGCGCCGAUCCAGAUGGUCACUUGGCCAAGUUCGACAACGCGGCCACUUUGCAUCAGUACACCGAUGGGGUAAAGUGCAGGGUAUUCUUGACAACGCUUUCGGGACCAGCUCAACGGUGGUUCACCAGGUUGCCGACCGGGUCCAUACGUAGCUUCAAGGAUUUCCGGGCCGCUUUCCUGUACCAAUUCGCGAGUAGCCGCCAAUAUCAGAAAACGAGCGUCAACUUGUUUUCACUGAAGCAAGGUCCCCGAGAAGCGCUCAGGGCAUACAUUCAACGAUUUAACCAGACGACGAUGGACAUACCAGCAGUCUCAUCAGAAGUGCUGAUUGAUCGGGCUGAACUCCUACCCAUGGCAACACCGCUGUACGGCUUCACCGGCAAUGAAGUCUCGCCAAUCGGGCAGACGAGAUGCGCCCUCGGCGUACAACGUGAUAUUGGGCCGACCGCCCUCAACGAAUUUCGAGCGAUAGUGUCGACCUACUGCCCGAAGAUCAAAUUCCCGGUGGGGAAUCUGGUAGGCGAAGUUCGAGGGGACCAAGUGGCGGCCCGGCGGUGUUAUGUUGAGAUGGUCAAGGCGGACGCUAAAGCCGCCAGGAAAUGCCCCCGAUUGGAAGUAAACGCCAUCAGAGAAAAGCCGCCCCCACUGGUAUACGACAACAAGGAGGAGGUACAGAUACAUCUGAGCCGGCCGGAGGCUACUACAUUUGUAGCAUCUGAUCUGGCCGGCCCGCAAAAGGAGGAGCUGGUCGCCUGCCUUCAAAGAAACCACGAUGUGUUUGCCUGGUCGACGCACGAGCUACUCGGGGUCGAUCCAAGCGUGGCACUGCAUGAGCUGCACGUUCGACCAGAUGCCCGACCGGUCAAGCAAAGGAAGCGCGACUUUAGCGCUGAGCAGGACCUGAUUAUCCGAGCCGAGGUAGAAAAGCUACUGGAGGCCGGGCACAUCGAGGAAAUUCAGGAUUUAAACAAGGCCUGCCCCAAGGACUCCUACCCGCUACCAAGGAUAGACCAGAUGGUGGACUCGACGGCCGGAUGCGAGCUGAUUUGCAUGCUCGAUGCCUAUCAAGGCUAUCACCAGGUUCCACUCGCGCACGAAGACCAGGAGAAGGUCAGUUUCGUCACGGCUGAUGGGACGUUCUGUUACAAGGUCAUGCCAUUCGGAUUGAAGAACGCAGGCACCACCUAUCAGAGAAUGAUGAACAAGGUGUUCCGGAAGCAGAUCGGACGGAAUUUGGAGGUAUACGUUGACGACAUACUCAUUAAGUCUCUCCGAUUUGUCGCCCUAUGUGCAGAUGUGGAAGAAACAUGCCAGAAGCUACGAAAUUACGGGAUCAAGCUUAACCCAACCAAGUGCCUGUUCGGUGCUAAGGGUGGACGGUUUCUGGGCUGCAUAGUCACCGAACGGGGAAUCGAAGCGAACCCCAGUAAAGUAAAAGCUCUCCAAGACAUGGCGUCACCUCGUAACCUGAAAGAAGUACAAAGGCUGACCGGAAGGAUCACGGCUCUAUCAAGGUUCAUAUCUAAAUCAGCUGACCGGAGCCUGACAUUUUUCAAGAUUCUGAGGCGAGCGACCAAGUUCCAGUGGGAUGACGAGUGUGACAAGGCGUUCGAGGAACUCAAGCAAUAUCUCAGCCCCUUGCCCAUCUUAGCCAAGCCAACUAUGGGGGAGCCGCUUUUAUUUUAUUUAUCGUCAACCGAGCAUGCCAUCGAUUCAGCGUUAAUCACUGAGAAAGGGGGGAAGCAGCAGCCGGUAUAUUUUUUGAGUCAUAUAUUGAAAGACGCUGAGUCCCACUAUACAGGUCUUGAGAAGCUCUCUUACGCUCUGAUCCUCGCCGCUCGGAGGCUUCGACCCUAUUUCCUGGCCCACUCUAUAAUUGUGAUGACCAAUAGCGCCUUGGAUCGGGUCCUGCUCAACCCUGAAGCGUCUGGCCGGUUAAUCAAAUGGACCACUGAGCUCAGUGAGUUCGAUAUCCAAUACCGACCCCGGUCGGCUAUAAGAGCGCAGGCAUUAGCGGAUUUCAUCACAGAAGUGCCAGACCCUGAGCCAGAGUCCUCAUGGAGGGUAUACGUGGAUGGUUCGUCCGCCCGAUCGAGUAGUGGAAUAGGCAUCUUGCUUAUAUCCCCAAAAGAAGACCGAAUGCAUCUAUCCAUUCGAUUGGACUACCGAGCCACCAACAACGAGGCUGAGUACGAAGCGCUCAUAGAUGGUCUCCAAGCCGCUCGGCACGUCGGGGCCACGAAGGUACUCUUACAUUUGGAUUUACAGUUGGCGGCUCAGCAGCUGAACGGAACGUUCGAGAUUAAUAGCGCUCGGCUCAGGCUAUAUGCGGACGCCUUCGAAAAGCUUAAGGCAAAUUUCCAAGAGGUCGUUAUUUAUAAAAUUCCCCGAUCAGAGAACCAAGCGGUAGAUGAACUGGCAAAGCUGGCUAGCGCAAUGACGCCGAUCAUCGCCACUUCCCCCAUUGAGCGGGUCUACCUAGUGGCGCACGUUGACCAGUCAAGGGGGAUACCAUUUCUGGAAGAUUGGAGGGCACCCAUCAUUAGGUUCCUCCAGUCAAGAGGCUUACCAGGAGGUCAUGAAGCUGAUCGAAUCUUGAGAAGGAGAGCCUCUCGGUUCACCCUGGUGGGCGAACAAUUGUAUAAAAAAGCUUUCUCACGCCCUCUGCUCAAAUGUGUGGGCACUGAGGACGCUGAAUACAUCCUUCAAGAAGUACAUCAAGGCUCUUGCGGAGGGCACCCGGGUGGGCGAUCACUAGCGAAGAAAGUUAUCCUAGCAGGAUAUUUUUGGCCAACACUCCAGAAAGAUGCGAGCAAGUUGUGGGAAAUGGACAUAGUCGGCCCUUUUCCUAUGGCGAUCGGUCAGAGAAGGUUCCUACUUGUGGUUGUUGAUUAUUUUUCAAAAUGGGUGGAAGCUGAACCGCUGGCGAGAAUAACGAAAAGCAUGGUCAAGAAGUUUUUAUGGCAGAAUAUUAUAUGCUGGUUCGGCAUACCAUGCCGACUUGUCUCGGAUAAUGGGAGACAGUUCACGGGCCAAGAGUUGGGGGAAUGGUGUGCGGGUUAUGGCAUACAGCAAGCUUUUACCUCCGUGGCCUACCCUCAAAGUAAUGGACAGGCUGAAGUUACCAACCGGGAAAUCCUCAAGGCGUUACAUGCUCGGCUCGAUCACAUGGGGGGCAGCUGGGUGGACGAGCUACCCAGUGUGUUAUGGGCGCUACGGACGACUCCCAAAGAAGGGACUGGCUUCACGCCAUUCCAUUUAGUAUACGGAGGAGAGGCGGUCGUCCUAGUCGAGGUUGGGAUUGAGUCCGAUCGGGUGCUUCACUACAACGAAGAAAAUGGGGAAAGGCGACGGUUGGAGCUCGACAUGGUCGAUGAGACGUAA